Alosa alosa (allis shad) is the source of this 2476-nucleotide messenger RNA. RefSeq names its product coiled-coil domain containing 78 (gene ccdc78). Gene Ontology annotation, cellular component: cytoplasm. The record is from RefSeq and is a predicted model, not a curated record. Lineage: Eukaryota; Metazoa; Chordata; Actinopteri; Clupeiformes; Clupeidae. The coding region runs from base 624 to 2303 and encodes 559 amino acids. The transcript has 15 exons.
CAGGUGGUGUUACUGCUCUUUCUCUUUUUGACAGAAAUUAAGAAAAGUAUCCUCUGCUGUUACUCUCUCCUCCUGUCAACCGAUGCUGGCCUGGCUGCUGCUGGGGUUGCUGGUGGUGGUUGUUCUCUGCAUUACCAACCGUCACCGCACGAGAGCGUCCUAGUGACGCGUGAAUAAUAUGAGCAUGCAACAUGAACGAGAAGUUCCAUGGAAAAAAAGAGUUGCGGACAGGAAGCCUGGGUUCUUUGGUACGGUGUGUUGUUUGUCAGGUAGGCUACGAAUGACGAGCUACCACUGUCUUUAUUGAUAUUGCCUAACUGCGAAUACCUAUUUAAACAUAACAGUUUUCAGCAUAAACUUAAAAAUAAAUAUAUAGGAAUGACGAUGGCAACAUCCAUGGCUGAUGGCUGUUGUUUUAGACUAGCCUACAGGCUUUUAAAGGCCUACUGGACGUGGGCCUAAUAACUCCUUCACAGAAACCUUAGAAAACUCUGACAUUUACAACCUAGGCCUACUAAUCUCCCUGGGCCCUUGGCAACAAUCCGCUGUUUGUGGUUACACACACACACACACACACACACAAAGUAACCUGGACACCUUCAGUUUUCCCUGCAGUCCUCAGGAUGAAUUCACACUUGACGCGCUCUAGAAUGAACGAUUUCCACGAGCAAAUUCGUUCUCUGACUGACGAGAAUGUGCAGCUUAGAGACAAAAAUGAACAGCUUUUCAGUAAAUUGGAUACUCUUCAGAGUAAACUGGGAACAAUAGGGGCCUCAAGGACCGACCUAUCUACCAAACUUGUGCUCAGUGAGGAGGAAAAACUAAAGAUGUCAAAAGAGCUUGUGGAAGUUCAGAUCAGGACGAAUAAGAUGCGAGAGCAACAUGAAGCUGACAACUUUGAAUUAAAAAAUAAGCUUUUGUCCCAAGAGGGUGUGGCCUUAGCUUUGGAGAGUGAGCGUGAUCGGUUAAGGCAGGAGCUCCAGGGAGCAUCAGUGCGGGCACAGGCUGCCGAGGUCAACAGCAAGGAGCUGGCGGAGGAGUACAGCACGCUGAAGAGGAACUUUCUGAGUAUGUGCGAGGCCUACGAGCGAGCUGCUACACACACCGAGCAGUUGAGCGCCGAGCUGCUGGCACUUGCUAACACCCAUGACACCCUGCUCCAGGAGAGAGACCAUGCCCAGCGACGCGCUCGGCAAAAGGGCGAGGAGGUGGAACGUGUGAGGGCACUGGUCAGCAGAGUUAGUCACAACAGAGUGAGGCCAGAAGAGCUGGCCUUGGGUCAGACCAAGAGCCCCCAGGAGAAAAAUCUGCUGGAUAAACAGAGCGAGCUGAAGGAUGAGCUGGAGAAAAUAAGGAAAGGUUAUGAAGAGCAACAACACAGACUUGAAGAGAAAGUGGUUGCCAUGGGGAAAGAGCAGGAGGAAAAUAAGAGAGCAAUCAGAAACACACAACACACACUUGCUGAGCAGUCUGUGGAUCUUCUGGCCUCCCAGCAGCAGCAAAAGGAGCUGGAAGCUGAAAACUCUCGGCUGCAAAAUCAACUGAAAGAACUAAACCAGGAGUACAGAGCCCGACUCCAUAAAUAUCUACAAGACCUAACAGAGUUCAUGGCUGGUUUGAGGGAGGGCUUAGACCAGAAGGAGGCAUCUUACUGGUCCAGGCUGCAUGGACAUGUGGAUGGGAUGUUGAAUGACAUGAGAGUGGCCUAUCGCAGGAGAGAGGAACAACUGGCCAGCGCAGCACGCAACUACCGCUGCAAAAUACGCACUCUCAUGAACACACACACAUCCCUGCUUGCUGCUUACAGGGUUCAGCGGGAGCAGAUCCUGUCCCAUGAGAGCUCAGGGCUGGAGCCUGGGCCCCCAGAGGCCCACUUCUCUCUCGGGGAGCACGAGGGGGAGGCUGAGAAAGAGUUACACAACCUACGCAUGGACAAAGCCCGUCUAGAGAGCCAACUCAAACAGACACAGGAACAGGUGUUACUCUCCUCCAACAUUUCUCAGCAGGCUCAGCUGAACGAUGCCGCCUGGACUGACAUCAGAAAACAUCUCCAUGAGAUCAGCAUCACAGCUCAGGAGAGCUGGGAGAGAGAGCGGGCUCAGCUCCUCACACAAGCUACCGUUGCUGAGGAACAGGUCUCAGAACUGCAAGAGUAUGUUGACAACCACUUGGGCAGGUAUAAGCAGGAGAUAACGCGACUGCGAGGGCUUCUGGGCUCGGGAGCUGGACGAGCGAGUAGUGCAGAGCUACCAAAGACACGCCUCCUCCGCCGCUCGAUCAAAAACACCAGCUAUGAGAUUUAAAGGAACCAUAUCAGGACAUUUCUCUGGAGGAAAUCAAGAUCACUGUGAAUCCCCUCACCACUGUCUCAGCAUUACAUAACUUCAGACCUUUAAAAAUGCCCAACAAAGGCUUGAGUACAAUGGAUGGGAACAGCUGUUGUUUAGUAGGACCUUUAAUACAGCCCAUGCAUGAA